Eimeria mitis is the source of this 1494-nucleotide messenger RNA. RefSeq names its product Guanylyl cyclase, related. Gene Ontology annotation, molecular function: peptide receptor activity; guanylate cyclase activity. Bases 1 to 1494 code for a protein of 497 amino acids. Gene Ontology annotation, biological process: cGMP biosynthetic process; receptor guanylyl cyclase signaling pathway; intracellular signal transduction. The transcript has 7 exons. Lineage: Eukaryota; Apicomplexa; Conoidasida; Eucoccidiorida; Eimeriidae. The record is from RefSeq and is a predicted model, not a curated record.
AUGAACAUGCCAAAUGCAAUCCCUUAUUAUUUGUGCUCUCCACCUCUGUUCCUAUCGGUUCUCUUCUGCGACGUCGCGGACUUCCACAACCUCGUAUGCGCCUUUUCGUUGCCACAGGACUUAGUGAAGCUCCUGGAUGCGCUUUUUUUAUGCUUCGACAAGCUGAGUGAGCAGUUUCAACUUGUAAAGAUCGAAACUGUCUUCGAGACGUAUCUUGCUGCCGCAGGACUGCAUUGGCAAUGCUCCAGCGAACGCGACCUCCUCAAAGUCCAGCAGGGCGCGUUCAGUGCUGUCGACGGUGUUGUUGGUUCUCGGAAGCCCCAGUAUGCGUUAUUCGGUGACACAGUUAACACCGCUUCAAGGAUGAAAAGCACAAGUGUGGCUGACCGGAUCCACAUAAGCGGAGCAACACACAGGCUUGUAGCUCAUGAUCAGCAGUUUAAGUGGCGGGAGAUGAUUGUCGAUGUCAAAGGCAAAGGUCCUAUGCAGACAUAUCUCCUUGACCAUGUCGUUGGCAUGCGUCCACCGUUUGAUGAGGCUGCAGCCCGUGUUCCUGACUCCGCAGGACACGGUAGGAAUCUUUCAGCUGGAAGCAGUAGUUUGGUAUUUGCCCAGGAGGGUGAAGAUGUUUCCACAUACUUCCAUGGUGUGUCUCAGUGGCCACGGCAGCAUCGGAGUCGCAACUGGCAGGACCCCAACACUGCCAUGCCCAAGUCGAGCAGCAUAUAUCCAGACGCUGCCUGCCAGAGGAUCCCCGACCGUCCUGAGAGCUAUAGCCCAGGUGGCGGGACGUCUCGAGGGGUUCCAGUUGUAGAUGAGCCGUUCCACUGCGCUGGGUGCCAAAGCGCGAGUAUUGUCAGCGAAUCUUCUUUUGACUGCGUUGCGAAUCGAUCGUGCUGUGCCCGGCAUCAGUCAUCCAGCUCUUUAGAUGCAAUAGGUGGCGGUGUAGCUGCAGAUAUAUCCGGACGGAAUGACUGCGAUAGCAACACAGACUGCGUCUCACUUGCAAAGGAGUCAGUUCCGUUGGACAGGCGCUCAACACUUUCUAAUGAACGCUCUUCACGCUGGCGCGGCGCUGAGCGGAUGCAGCGCAUCACCAAUGCAGUGGCUUCAGUGUUUAGUCCAGCGCAGUUCGGUUCAAGCAGCAGGCGCCGAAGAAGUGCUGGACAGGUGCGAUCAGCGAACCGGAAUCGCAGCCGAAGUGCUUCGUCAUCGGCGGACAAUCCUUGGAGAAGGGCUGGGACUGGCGGUGCUGGACGUGCAGACGUUGAGGAGCCACUGUACAGGCUUGCAAAUGGGGCAGAUGGUGACAUGGGGCGCCACAAGCUGUCAUCGAGGUUAACGAGGGCAUUUGGUUUGAAUGCUCGCACCGACAUGGUGCGACUAAGGUUUUGUUCGAGUGACAUGGAAGACAGCUACAAGCACAGUUUCUAUUCAGACAAAGCACACAUAAACGCAAUUGAACAGGCCAUCAUCAUAUUCCUGGUGGGCUAA